AUGUCCCUGCCCCCCCUCGCGCCGCCGCCCGCCGCCGCCCCGCGCUUGCAGCCCAGGCAGCAGCAGCAGCUGCAGCGCGCCCCGAGGCAGGCUUUGCGGUCUGCAAAGGGUGGCGGGGCGGCCUCCAGCUCCCGGCCCAGCGCUCCCCUGCCGCCGCGCCCCGGGAGCAGGGGCCGGGCGGCCGCCCGGGGACGCUCGGCCUUGGCGCGGCCGGGCUCCUGCGAGGCGCUGCGCUUCUCGCUCAGCCUCCCGCCCGAGGCGAUCGGGGCGCUGCAGCGCCGCAGCCGGGAGAAGCCGCCGCCGCCGCCGCCGCCGCCCGGACGCGCCUCCCCGGACGCCGCGAAGCGCCCCCUGGCGGCCGCCUCGAAGGCCGGCGGCGACCCGCGCGCCCCGCUCCGGGGCUCCCUGCUCCGCUGCGACGACGUGGAGGACGAGGCGGCGGCGGCGGCGGAGGACGGGCUGGUGCGCAAGUGCACCGAGUGGCUCCGGGGCGUGGAGGGCGCCGCCGCCCGGGGCCGAGGCGACAAGCUGGGCACCCUGCCCCACCUGAGCACCCUCUGA
Messenger RNA from Euleptes europaea (tarantolino), 561 nucleotides. RefSeq names its product proline rich 18 (gene PRR18). Bases 1 to 561 code for a protein of 186 amino acids. Lineage: Eukaryota; Metazoa; Chordata; Lepidosauria; Squamata; Sphaerodactylidae. The transcript has a single exon. The record is from RefSeq and is a predicted model, not a curated record.